Messenger RNA from Colletotrichum costaricense, 1380 nucleotides. RefSeq lists its product as uncharacterized. The record is from RefSeq and is a predicted model, not a curated record. Bases 1 to 1380 code for a protein of 459 amino acids. Lineage: Eukaryota; Fungi; Ascomycota; Sordariomycetes; Glomerellales; Glomerellaceae. The transcript has 2 exons. Gene Ontology annotation, molecular function: oxidoreductase activity, acting on paired donors, with incorporation or reduction of molecular oxygen; monooxygenase activity; heme binding.
AUGGGUGGAUCCGAGAAGAUAUACAUCAUUACGGCGCCGCAGCUGAUCCAGGUUGCAAUGAAAAACAAAUCCUUGAAUCUUUACCCGGUGAUGGCGGAGUUCGCACAGAAGAUGGUCGGUCUAGGACCAAAUGUCAUGGACUUGUUCCACAACCCACCAAGCGAUGGCUCUGUCUCGUGGAUUGAGGACCAACAUCCAUCUUUUGCGCCCCUGGCUCCUGGUCCUGACCUACAGGAGAUGAACACCUACGUCCUAAACAAGAUCUCGGAGACCAUCAACUCCAUCGGACCUGAUUACGAGACCAAGAAGCUGUACAUGUGGUUCAGGGACUCCUUCACCAUGGCCACAGUGGGCUCCCUCUUCGGCGACAAGAACUCUUUGAUGCAGGAUAUGACGUUGAGCAAGAAUCUAUGGGACUAUGAUGGUGGCCAAGCGGAGUUACUCAUGAAACCGCUACCCUCUAUCACAGUAUCAAAGGCAUAUAACGGCCGUGCCAAGGUGCAAAAGGCUCUUCGAAAAUACUUCCGCGAAGAUUAUGAUCACAUCACCGAUGCCAGCAGUGUCGUCAAGCGGCGCGUGGCAGUCAACCGAAAAUGGGGUCUGCCCAUUGACGACAUCGCAGACCACGAGUUCGGAAUGCUCUUCGUGAGCGUCACCAAUGCCAUUCCUACACUCUUCUGGAUGAUGUGUUAUGUGUUCCGCGAUGCCGAUCUUGUUGCAGACUUGCAAAAGGAGCUUCUUGCCCUUGCUGUGAUACAGCAAGACAGCGAUGCCAGCGGGAGCCGCCCGUCUCGGAAGUAUACUUUCACCGUUGCCAAGUUCCGUACAGAGUGCCCCUUGCUAGUGUCUACUUACAAGGAAGUCAUGCGCCUGACAAAUCGCUCGACGGGUACACGCCGUGUCGUGGAGGACACAUUGAUCAGCUACACACCACCCGGAGAAGGCGGCGAAACAAAGACCUACCUGCUCAAGAAGGGUGCAAACAUUCAAAUCCCUGCCAUCAUCACCAACUUUGGCCCCGACGCGUGGGGCGACAAUGCACACGAAUUCAAUCCGCGGCGGUUCAUGACCGCAGACAGAGAACGAGAGCGGGCGCAAAACCGCGCCUUUAACCCUUUCGGUGGCGGUAAACACCUUUGUCCCGGACGUUUCUUUGCCGACGCGGAAAUAUUGGGGGCGAUGGCUGCGUUGGUGCUAGGAUUCGAGAUUGAAACUCUGGCUGGUGACAGGAUUGAAGUUCCGCAGAUCAAUAACAACCUGGCUGAGGCUGUUGGAAAACCCUUAACGAGCGUUCAGGAGAACAUGCUUGCGAGGAUUCGGCGGAGGCCAGGCUGGGAGGAUAUGGAGUGGGCGUAUAUCGCGAACAACGUGGCAACUUAG